This is a messenger RNA of Hyalella azteca, 2893 nucleotides long. RefSeq names its product calcium/calmodulin-dependent protein kinase type 1. Gene Ontology annotation, biological process: protein phosphorylation. The record is from RefSeq and is a predicted model, not a curated record. Gene Ontology annotation, molecular function: calcium/calmodulin-dependent protein kinase activity; calmodulin binding; ATP binding. The transcript has 10 exons. Lineage: Eukaryota; Metazoa; Arthropoda; Malacostraca; Amphipoda; Hyalellidae. The coding region runs from base 403 to 1767 and encodes 454 amino acids.
AGGUAUUAAUUGUGAGUGUGCAGUGAUUGACAUUUUUUUAUUUAUACAUGAACUUGGAAAAAAAUGAACUCGAAACAUUUGAAAUAGUGACCUGUUAAGUGGAGAACUUGGGAGCUGACGGAUUUAAUUUAGUGUAGAAAAAUUCUGAUCUCGUUCCAUUGGUAAUUUACAUUAACUUGUCCCGCGGACUCGUUGAACAGUGGGUAGACUUUGUGCAUCGUUCUAGGGUUGAUUUGGGGAUCAAGCAUCGGCCCACGAGCGAUCUCUGUUGACAAAGCGUUGAUACGUCACCGGACCAUCUUCUCCUAGCGGUGCUCCGUUCACAAUUUCAUAGUUUCAUCUUUCAACGGCGAGUUAUCUUCACUCUUCUUCAACCGUCGUCCGUUUGCAGGCUGACGAGGUAUGCCACUCUUCGGCUCGAAGAAGGAUAAAGAAGCGGCAUCGUCCAAGCGAUCAACCAAGAAGGAAGAGAAAGAACAGAAAACGCCCACCAUGCAGGAUAAAUACAUUCUCAAGGACCUCCUCGGAACAGGGGCGUUCUCGCAGGUGCGGCUGGCUGAGGUGCGUGACGACCCGUCCCGUAUGUGCGCUAUUAAAAUCAUCGACAAGAAGGCGCUCAAGGGGAAGGAGGACUCGCUAGACAACGAGAUCACCGUGCUCAGGAGGCUGACACACGCCAACAUAGUGCAGCUUUUAGAAACAUUUGAAGACAAACUCAAAGUCUAUUUGGUAAUGGAAUUGGUGACUGGCGGCGAACUCUUCGACCGGAUUGUCGAGAAAGGCUCGUACACAGAAAAGGACGCCGCUGAUCUCAUCCGCCAAGUGCUCGAGGCGGUCGACUACAUGCACGAACAGGGAGUCGUUCACAGAGACCUCAAGCCGGAGAACCUGCUGUACUACAGCCAGGACGAGGAGAGCAAGAUCAUGAUCAGCGACUUCGGGCUCAGCAAACUAGAGGACUCUGGUAUCAUGGCUACGGCGUGCGGCACUCCGGGCUAUGUUGCUCCCGAAGUGCUCGCUCAGAAGCCGUACGGCAAGGCGGUUGACGUCUGGAGCAUCGGCGUCAUCGCCUACAUCCUCCUGUGCGGUUACCCGCCAUUCUAUGAUGAGAACGAUGCCAACCUCUUCGCCCAGAUCCUCAAGGGCGAGUUUGAGUUUGACUCUCCGUACUGGGACGAGAUCAGUGACAGUGCCAAAGACUUUAUCCGUCAGCUGUUGUGCGUUAACGUCGAGAAGCGCUAUACCUGCAAGCAGUCGCUCCAGCACCCCUGGAUCUCGGGCAAUGCUGCGAGCGACCGCAACAUUCACAGCUCCGUGUCCGAGCAACUCAAGAAGAACUUUGCUAAGAGCAGGUGGAAGCAAGCGUACAACGCGACAGCGGUCAUCAGACAGAUGAGAAGACUGGCCCUCGUGUCGGCCAAAGGGAGAAAACUGAAUGAGUCUCAGGACCAGGCCAGCGGCGGCAGCAGCAUCGAGGGCGGCGCGCAGGCGACCAGCGCCGACGGUGCGCCAGAGUCAGAAGGAAGCUCGACUGUUGGCGCCUCGUCCUCUGCCAACGCGACAGACGCUACAGAAACAGCGGCAACUUCAGCAGCUCCUGGAGAGUGCGAAUCCUCCGGGGCAAACAGCAGAUCAAACGGCAACAGCAAUUGUAGUGCAACUCUAAAUGACAGUAGUAGUUUAAGUACCCAAGCGAAUUGUGCUAGUGCUGCUAAGGCUGAUUCAACUCGAUCUCCAGCGAGCACCAGAGAAACUAAAGCUCCAUAGUUACUGCUAGACUUCAAUGUGUUACUGCUAGAUAGCUUAAAAAAUGCUUAGCUAUGUAGUGAGUUUUAUCAUGUUAUCGAAUAUUGAUGGUAAAGCUUAGAACUUCUCUUUAUGAGGAGAUUUCGUUCGUCGUUUUCUUGCCGGGUUACGGUACGCAGUCUCUGUAGUAGGCUCGAUUGUCCCUUCAGUUGGAUCCUCUUUUGAGGAGCAUUUUACGUUGCCCUCUCUCAAUAACAAUAAUAUCUCGGAUAUAAAGGAACACUUUCGGUUGGAAAGAGGCUUUUUUUCUUUAUUUAACUUCAAUAAUAAUGUUAAUAGUAAUAUAUCCCAAUAAGGGUUCAUUUUGAACCUACAUAGCAGUAUACCGGAUCGUCUCGACUUAACAACUACAUUGUUCUCGUUUCCGAUGCAAGCACAACAGCUACGAGAUUAUUUGGUGCAAUUUCAAGGCUAGAAUAUGAACAUAUUAAUCCAGAUAAUACCGCUUUAUGCUGCGUCCAGAUAUAGUUCAUCAUCUCGUUUUUAACGUGAUAUCCUUACAAUUAUUUAAAGGAAAUACACUCUUAAUUGGUAAAGCAUUUUUUAUUUUAAUUUACUAAAGCUAGCUGCGUGGUGCUGGACAAAUUACGUCAACGAUGUUUUCUCCAACGACGUUAUCAUAUACUACAGAAUUUAAUACUUCAUUGAGAUGAAAGGCGAUUACAUAUGUUAAUGACAUUACAUUUCGGGUUUGGUCAUAAUUCCCGUUGCCCCGGAAUAGACAAUUGCAAAGCGCACUCGAUCUCUUCUCCCGACUAAAUGCUUGAAUAUUUUCCGUACACACUAGCUCGCUACUUCUAUUUUAUCAAUAACUUAUAAAGUGAAUAAACAAGUUUUACAACUGCUAUUCUUCUGAACACUGCGGGAUUUACUAUGUCUGACACUCCUAUUUUUCCGAACCUAUGUCUGACACAUAAGUUUUAGAUGUUAAUUAUUUUAUUCCCUUAAAGUCCUUUGUUUUUGCGAUAUUUAAUUAACUCAAGGGUGUUUUGAUUUGUUUCCUCGUUCACAUGUGAGGAUAGUAAUAAAUUCCCCGUUCAUUUUUAGCGCAUUUUCUCAUUUAUGGAAAAAGUCGCCAUUGUUCUUG